Molecule: messenger RNA, 1440 nt
Organism: Thyridium curvatum
Lineage: Eukaryota; Fungi; Ascomycota; Sordariomycetes; Thyridiales; Thyridiaceae
Exons: 2
Coding region: 1-1440 (479 amino acids)
Cellular component (GO): mitochondrion
Source: RefSeq, a predicted model, not a curated record
AUGUCUACAACCAAGCUAACUUUUCUCUACCCGCAUCUGUUCCGCGCGGGAGGGCUCCUCGGCGGCGAGAAGUCUGCCGCCGUCGUCGGCCAGGCUACGUGGGGCUCGUGCCGUCGUCGCUGCUGCCAGAAGCAGCUGCGGGCGCCCGCCCAACCGUCUGGCCUCGCGGCCUCGUUCGCGUCCAUCACGGCGCCCAAGCAGUCGAGCUACACGCGCAGGCACGGGACGGCGGUCGACCCGACGCCGUUGGGCACCGGUUCCACCGCCAGCGCCAGCAACAAGACCACCGCUCAGGCGACUACCGGCGACGGCGACGGCGACGGCGACGGCGACGUGGAGGUGGACGACGCGCAGGCCUCGGUGGGGGCCUCCGACGCGGAGUCGCUGGCGGAAGAGCAGAAGCGGGCGCAGCAGCAGGCGGCUGAGAGCAGUGCGGAUGGGAUGGUUGAGAAGGAGGCGAUGGCCGCUGCGAGCGCCGCUGCGGCUGCGGCUGCGGCUGCUGCCACGAAUACGAGUGCCGACCCGGCCAAGACGGAGCAGAGGAUCCUCGACCCGCCGCCCGUGAUCCAGCUCGGGGCGCCGACCGACCCUGCCCCCGCCGCCCCGUCGGGCGCGAAGAAGAGCACGAGCGGGCCGAUGGAGACCAUCCUGAGCCGGGAGCCGCCGCCGUCAUCAUCAUCGGAGGACCAGGACGGAGCGGUGGCCAACAAGGGCGGCGUGGGCAGCAACGGCAGCUACAGGCGGCCGCCGCACCUGGCGCCGCCGCCGUACAUGCACCACUUUGACAGCUACUCGCUCGUCAAGCAGCUCGAGGGCGGCGGGUACACGCGGGCGCAGGCCAUCACGGCGAUGAAGGCCGUGCGGGCGCUGCUGGCGCAGAACCUCGAGAUGGCGCAGGCCGGGCUCGUGAGCAAGAGCGACGUCGAGAACGAGACGUACCUGUUCCGGGCCGCGUGCUCGGAGCUCGGGACCGAGGUGCACAACGGGCGGCGCGCGGCGGACGAGCUGCUGCGGCAGAACCGGACGACGCUGCAGCACGAGGUGGACAUCUUGGCGCAGUCGCUGAACCAGGAGCUGCUGACGCUCAACGACACGGUCAAGGGCAUGUUCAACGACCGCAAGAUGGCGGUCAGGGAGGAGCAGAAGGCUGCUGACAGCGCUAUCCAGCAGCUGGCGUACAAGAUCAGCGUCGACCUCAACAGCGACGCCCGGUCCGAGAUCGAGCAGCUGCGGUGGGUGCUCAUCCGGCGGGCCGUCAUCGGCAUCGUGUUUAUGGCCUUCAUCACGCUGGCGACGCUGCGGUACGCGACCUACCGCCGCUACGUCAAGGCGCGGGAGGCGGAGAUCCGGGAGAAGGAGGCCGAGCUGCUCAAGCAGAACGACGGGCGCAAGGAUCAUAUGGCGUCGCCUGAUGCGGCUGAGAUCCUGGCGGCGAACUGA